Entamoeba histolytica HM-1:IMSS is the source of this 762-nucleotide messenger RNA. RefSeq lists its product as uncharacterized. The record is from RefSeq and is a predicted model, not a curated record. The transcript has 2 exons. Bases 1 to 762 code for a protein of 253 amino acids. Lineage: Eukaryota; Evosea; Mastigamoebida; Endamoebidae.
AUGCACUCUCAAAAUAUUUCUUUAUUUAAAGAUAUUAAUGAUAUUUCUAAAGGAUUGUCUGACCAGUUUAGAAAUAUUAUCUCCAAAUGCACAAAACCCCAUUUUAUUUGUAUUUGUGGUGAUCAAUAUAUCGAUGAAAAUACUAACAUACAUCAAAUCAUUAAUGGUAUUUCAUCAAAUGAUUACCUCAAUGCACAAGAAUCAUUGAAAUCUUCAAAUAAGAUUUCCACAUCAGAAUCAAAUAAUUGUAAUGUUAUUGGACCAAUUCUUGUAAGUGAUAUUGUAAAAAGAAACAAUUUAGAAGAACAAGAAUUUCAACAAAUUUUAAAUGAUGAAUUAUUCUUUAUUGAAAUUGAAAAACAUAAACUAACUUCAAGUACAACACCGAAUAAUAUUGUUGAAAUUCUUUCUAUUCUCCAAUUAUCUUCUAUAAGAAUUAUUUAUAACAACAAUGAAAUAAAUGCAGGUAUAUUAGAGGAUAUAUCAUCAUUUGAUUAUCUUUCUUGUUUAUUAGAAUUACAAGGAAUAAGAAAAGAAGGGAAAAGAGUCAUUUGUAUUUCACCAGAUAUUCAAACAAUUACUGAAAAAGAAAAUGAGACAAUUCUCAAAGAGUCUGUCUUAAAUAAACAAAAACAUAUAAACAACGAUCUUGUACAUUUCUUCUCUACAAAAUCACAUCAAACAAAUUGUUUGUGUUUCUUACUUCCAUCAUAUUCUCAUCCUUCUCCAAGUCAAAUCAAAUUCUGCAUGAAAUUCCACUAA